CGUGAUCAUCUUCUUCUUUACACAUCGAUCGGGUAGGGUUUUGGGGGUUCUCGUACCGAGAGAUUCAAAUGGCGCUUAGAGGAGUUUGGCAGCUCAAGAAACUCGUUGUCAGCUACUGUAAUUGGGGUGGUAGCAGUAGAGGCAUCAGAGCCUUUAUGGAAUCAGAAUUGCCUGCACUAAAAGAGAAAAACCCGCAGCUCGAAGUGGUUACGGAGCUUUCACGAGGACAGCAUCCUUAUUUGAAGGGCAUUUACAGGAAUAGAAAUGAAAGAGUGGUGUGUGUGAAGAACAUGGAUCCUGAAGAAGUGCUUCUGAAUGCAACAAGGCUGAGGAACUCGCUUGGAAGGAAAGUGGUGAAGCUUAGGACCAGACAUGUCACCAAACACCCCAGUGUUCAAGGCACCUGGACUACCGCUGUCAAAUUCUGAGACCUUUCCUACUUACUUCAUAGUUUGCAGGUUUUUCUUUUAGCUGGUUAAUCCAAUGUUGCAAGUAUCAGGAUUGAUUGUUUAUCUAUGUUUACAAUCCCAAGUUGUCUUUACCGUUUGUGACCCUGGACAAAGAUUCAGUCUUCAAAUGUUUUGCAGUGUAUGCAAUGUUUGAAUUUUGUUUUGUCCUUCUGCUUCAAUCUAUAAUAAGAUUUUUAAACAA
Camelina sativa (false flax) is the source of this 651-nucleotide messenger RNA. RefSeq names its product large ribosomal subunit protein mL43-like. Lineage: Eukaryota; Viridiplantae; Streptophyta; Magnoliopsida; Brassicales; Brassicaceae. The record is from RefSeq and is a predicted model, not a curated record. Gene Ontology annotation, molecular function: structural constituent of ribosome. Gene Ontology annotation, biological process: mitochondrial translation. Gene Ontology annotation, cellular component: mitochondrial large ribosomal subunit.